Messenger RNA from Bombus impatiens (common eastern bumble bee), 2104 nucleotides. RefSeq names its product odorant receptor 9a-like. NCBI's taxonomy places the organism in Eukaryota, Metazoa, Arthropoda, Insecta, Hymenoptera, Apidae. The transcript is spliced from 11 exons. The coding region runs from base 673 to 1884 and encodes 403 amino acids. Gene Ontology annotation, biological process: detection of chemical stimulus involved in sensory perception of smell; sensory perception of smell. Gene Ontology annotation, cellular component: plasma membrane. The record is from RefSeq and is a predicted model, not a curated record. Gene Ontology annotation, molecular function: odorant binding; olfactory receptor activity.
AUAGUAGUAUAACUUCCCGUUUUUGUUUUGUUUUAAAACCACACAGUAAACCAACGUGAGUUUCACUUCAAUAAGAACAUGAAGACACUUCCUACUGCGACUGGAACGUAAAAUGUACAUCAAAUAAAAGAACGAUAACUAUCAGCAAUGGUUACUAGGAGAGAGUGUUCUAGUCGUCGUAACGCGCGAUGUACAAAAUUCAUAUCGAUCGACAUUAUCAAAACUGUCAGAAAUGUACUGUAACCGUAAUUGUAUCUAUGUUCUUCAACAAUAGGGGAUCAAUCCUUUGUCUUCCAACGAAUAUCCAACAAGCGACAGUUUUAGAAAGAGAUGAUUUAUAUUUUAUGAUGUGCAUCCUAACUGAAAUUGGUAAUCCCUUAACAGAACGAUUACGUCAUUUUCUUAUAGGUAUGUACAUAUGUAACUACCGUAUAAACUGCUAAUACAAUAACACCAGCAAUCAAACAGUUUUGCCGCGAUACAAUAAAUGAAAUAAUAUGAAAAUACUGUCAUUAAGUUUCUCUACACUUUACCGAAUCAAUUUACUACCAUUUGAUACUUUGGAUCUAUAAAGAAUCACUUCAUGCAUUCGGCACGGCAUGUCAGUUUUAUUGAGUUUGUGGUUCCGUGCGUUGCGUUUCUUUACAAGUCGUUGUUUCGAAAUUUGGAAACAUGGACGUAUUUCAGAAAACCGGGGAACAGUAUCCCGAUAUAUAUGACAUUCCUUAUUAUAACAUGAUCAAGAAGUAUUUGAGAUUUGUGGGCCUAGAUCCACACCAAAAAAAUGGAUUGAUCACUGUAAUUAUAAUGAUGACUAGUAUAACAACCGUACUUAUUCCAAUGUCAAUCGCAUUGUACGAAUCAUUAUACACCAAGAAUCUGGAUGUGAUGCUGGAGUGUUUGCCACAUUUAGCUGCAAUUGUGACCAGUUUCGUUAAAAUAAUGAAUGUCUAUCUCAACAGAGAAAAUUUUAGAAAAUUGUUCGAUUCUAUAACGAAAGAAUGGCAGCAGCUGAAAUUAAGUCAAGAUUUGUACAUUUUGGAAGAAGUCACCAUACGAGGCAGCAAAAUGGCGAAAUUGUACCGAAAUACAUUAAUGGUAUUUAUGGUACUCUUUUUACUCGUUCCACUGAUUUCUCCUAUGAUGGAUAUCCUUCUUCCACUAAACGAAACUCGACCACGACAACAACUACUUAAUGUUAAUUACGUGCUUUUUGAUAGCCAUAACUAUUUUUUCUGCGUGUACUUACAGUUAUCUUGGGCGGCAAUAGUAGUUUCAAUAAGCAUAGUUACCGUAGAUUCUUUAUUGAUGCUUAUAGUUCACCACAAUAGUGGACUAUUUAUAGUAUGUGGGCAUCAAAUCCAGAAAAAAACAAGGCACUUAAAUUCAUUCACUAAUGAAGCAAUGACGGAACAUUACACAUAUAAAGAGAUCAGAAAUUGCGUGAUCAUGCACACUAAAGCCAUAGACUUUUAUGAUAUAUUAGAUGAAAACAAUCGACUUAGCUAUAUGAUUCAAAUUGGACUAACUAUGAUUGGUAUAACCACAACUGCCGUUCAAACAGUCAUUAACUUAGAUAGACCGGGAAUAUCAAUUAAAAGCGCUGUAUUGUGCGGAGCUAAUCAGUUUCAUUUAUUUAUGCUCAGUUUACCUGGACAGAUACUUGUAGAUCAUUGCACCGAACUAACGAAACAAUUAUACGGUUCUACAUGGUAUGGAGUACCAGUAAAAACUCAAAAAAUGCUUUACAUGAUGCAAAUAAGAACUAGAAGCCCAUGUACAUUAACUGCGUGUGGAUUGUACCAAAUGAACAUUGAGAACUUUGGAACUACCUUCAAAACCUGCAUAUCGUACAUUACGAUGAUGUUGUCAUUGAAAGGAUGAAGUUCACUGUUACCUCUAUAUCCGUUGCAUUUUAUACUUGGACUGAGUAAGCAUGAAGAUGAUAUAAUAACCGAUAUAAUAGUUUGUCAUUAUAUCGAACGUACAAAUAAAAUUAAUAAAUCACGAUGAUUAGUUGAUAUACUUUAAUUCGCAAGUAAUACUGUGUACCUUCCUAAAAAUUACUAUACUGGACCUUUUUAAAUAUCGCCCGAAAGUACAA